Molecule: messenger RNA, 1458 nt
Organism: Agrilus planipennis (emerald ash borer)
Lineage: Eukaryota; Metazoa; Arthropoda; Insecta; Coleoptera; Buprestidae
Product: chymotrypsin-like
Exons: 8
Coding region: 10-1392 (460 amino acids)
Biological process (GO): proteolysis
Molecular function (GO): serine-type endopeptidase activity
Source: RefSeq, a predicted model, not a curated record
GUUUCUAAUAUGAUAUCUGCAGUAUCUGUAUCAGAAGCAGAGAUGAAGGAAAUUGGCUUAAUUUUCAUUACAUUUUUCGUAGUAACGGCUCACGUAACUAGUAAUUGGUCUAAAGUUACACCUACUCAUAAAAUAGCUCCAACAGGACCUCAUAAGCUUGCAUUCUCCGAAGAUAUAAGGAUUGUGGGAGGAAAUGAAGCUUCGCCAAACUCCUUACCAUAUCAAGUCUUUUUGAGGCUUAUUUACGAUACAUACACGAGUUUCUGUGGAGCAUCUCUUAUAUCUAGAAGAUACGUGUUAACUGCUGCACAUUGCUUGGUAGAUGACCUUGUAUCAUUGGAAGUAAUUCUGGGAGCGCAUAACAUUCGUCAAAGAGAAUCUACCCAACAACGCAUUCCAACCUCCACGUUCAAAGUACAUGAACAGUAUAAUAAUCAACCAGCGCAGAAUGAUUUAGGCGUCGUCUAUCUUCCAACACCAGCCAAUCUCAAUCAGUACGUUCAACUGAUAGCACUUCCAAGUAGAGCUGACGUUUCAAAAAGUUUCGUAGGAUCUCAAGCAGUAGCAAGUGGUUGGGGAUACACUUCUCAAUCUAAUCCCGGUAUCAGUGACGUAUUACGAUAUAUAAAUGUUUCCAUUAUUGCAAAUAACGUGUGCAGAGAUGCGCUCGGUUCGCAAGUUACAAACAAAAUCAUUUGUUCUGGAGGAGCAGGCCGUAAAGGAGCUUGCUCUGGAGAUUCAGGCGGACCUCUUGUCGUCAGUGGAAAAUUGGUAAAUACAUAUCAAUUUGACAAUAUUAAAUUGAACACAUGUGAAUGUGUGUACGGCCUUAUAUCAUUGGAAGUAAUACUAGGAGCACAUAACAUUGGUCACAGAGAAUCUACCCAACAACGCAUUCUAACAUCCACAUUCAAAUUCCAUGAAGGUUAUAGUGACGAAACACUAGUAAAUGAUUUAGGCAUCGUCUAUCUUCCAACACCAGCCAAUCUCAAUCAGUACGUUCAACUGAUAACACUUCCGAGUAGAGCCGAUGCUUCAAACAGUUUCGUAGGAUCUCAGGCGAUAAUAAGUGGAUGGGGAUACAUUUCUCAGUCUGCUACCGAUAUCAGUGACGUAUUGCGAUAUGUCAAUGUAAAUGUUAUAUCAAACGACGUGUGCAAGCAAACGUUCAAUUCGUUCGUUAGAAACUCAAACAUUUGUUCUGGAGGAGUGGGCAAAAAAGGGGUUUGCUUUGGAGAUUCAGGCGGGCCUCUUGUUGCCAGUGGAAAAUUGGUUGGUGUAAUUUCGUUUAUAAGCAAUGGUGGUUGCGAUGCUGGGGAUCCAAACGUCUUGUCAAGGGUAACAUCAUUUUUAGACUGGAUCGCAGCAAAUAGUGAUGCUGUUAUUUCUUAAGCAACUGAGUUCUUCACUGAAUCAGAUAUUGCAAAUAAACGAUUAUUGCUAUUGAAUGAAACGUUA